UGGGAUGAGUGUCACAUGAUCAUUUCAGUUUUUACUAACUUCCUCCCUAAACCCACAUGGUGGAUAUCGAGACUGGAAACUGGUACAUGCACAUUCUAUUCAUAAAAAACAGAUUUUGAGAUACACGUUAGCAAUCAUUAAGAAGGCGACCCUCUUGUGAACUUCAACCUAAUGGCCUCAGAGAGUCAGGCCUGUAAGUUCACAUCACUCCAGCUCGGACUUCAGCUGUGGUCGGUAAAUAUCAGACACACCUACCUUUUGAGCUGCUGAUCUCCAUUCGGAAACACCUGCCCCCCCUCACUGCCAGUGUCUGCUAUGGUUUAUUACGUGGAGAACCAGCACUCGCAUAAGUUCAGAGUCACGGUUGUGAGGGCUGAGAACGUCACCAAGGGAGGGUGGGGUGAUUAUUUGGACAUCCCAGAUCCUUACGUAGAGCUGUGUGUACCAGCUGUCUCUAAAACCAAAAAACGGACAAGGCACAUAAACAACAAUGUGAAUCCAGAAUGGAAUGAAACUUUUGAAUUCAUACUGGACCCUAGUCAGGAGAAUGUUCUAGAGGUCACGCUAAUGGAUGCCAACUACGUUAUAGAUGAAACACUGGGAACCGCAUCGUUUACUGUCUCUGAUAUUGAAGUGGGACAAACACGACUGAUUCCCCUCCUGAUUGGUAAAGCUACCGAGGUGCAUUUAGAGAUGUCCCUGCAGGUCUGUUCCAUCAAGGAUCUUCGCCUGAGCUUGGCUCUCUGCGACAAGGAGAAGCUCUUCCAGGAGGCUCGUCGGCAGAAGGUCAUGCUGGGAAUCCAGAAGCUUUUGAAAACAGAGAAGAGUUGCUUCCUCCCCAGCACCCCACAGGAAGUGCCAGUGAUUGCCGUCAUGGGGUCCGGAGGUGGGUUCCGGGCCAUGGUGGGCUUUGCUGGCGUUAUGAAAGCUCUCUUUGAGUCUGGAGUUCUGGACUGUACCACCUACAUAGCUGGGCUCUCUGGAUCCACCUGGUACAUGUCCACACUGUACUCCCACCCUCAUUUUCCAACCAAGAGCCCUGGUGAGAUCAACCAGGAGCUGAAGAAGAGUGUGGCCAACUCUCCGAUGCGACUGCUGACGCUACAGCACAUCAGUCAGUACGUCCACGCGCUGCAGUCCAAGAAGACCGCUGGGCAGCCUGUCACCUUCACAGACGUCUUCGGCAUGUUCAUUGGGAAGGCACUUAUCCCUGGGUAUAUGGACAGGACGCUGAGCCAGAUGGCAGAGAAGGUGGAUGAUGCCCAGAACCCGCUGCCCCUCUUCACCUCUUUGCAUGUCAAGCCUGACGUGUCAGCCCUCAGCUUUGCAGACUGGGUGGAAUUCAGCCCAUAUGAGAUUGGGAUGGUGAAGUAUGGAACCUUCAUGACCCCUGAUCUCUUUGGGAGCAAGUUCUUCAUGGGAUCAGUGGUGAAGCGUUUUGAGGAAAGCCCCCUUCACUUCCUCAUGGGGCUUUGGGGAAGCGCCUUCUCCAUACUCUUUAGUCGACUCAUGCAGUCAAGCAGCAGGAUGAUCACCGUGACAGAGAAGCAGGAAGGCUUGGUGUCUGACUGUCUUGUGGAAGAAGAAGACGAAGAUGAUGAGGAAUAUGAAGAUGACCAUGAAAACGUGGAGUCUGCCUUUAUGGUGGGAGGAGAGAACUUUUACAGUGAACUGGACCGAGCACUCCCUGUUGGUGGAUCCAUAGUUUUCCAUUCUCUGAAGAGCGUCGAUGGCUUGGAGUCUGACAGUAUUGAGGGAGAUGAAAACAUCGGCAUGGAACCAUGUUCAGAAGGCUUGGAGUCUGAUAGUUUUCAGGACAUGGAACCAGGUUCAGCUCGGAUUGUGGGGACCAGCUCUCAGACCUGGGCUCAACGCAUGCUGGCCUGUAUUGGCAAUGCUCCGAUCUUCAGACGCCGCGGGUCCCGGGCUGGCAAGGUGCACAACUUCAUGCAGGGCUUAAAGCUGAGCCCCAUUGUCCGUUGCUCAGCUCCUAAGGACUUCGUGAGCAUGGCGGCGGCGGAGGAGGAGGAGGAGGAGGAGGAGGCGGUAAUGGUCAAAGACUCUACUGAAUUUGAUUGCAUCCAAGACCCUUUGGACCUGACAACUAAGAAGAUCCAUGUGGUGGACAGUGGUCUUAGCUUUAACCUACCAUACCCGCUCAUCCUCAGGCCAGAGAGGGGUGUUGACCUCAUAAUAUCGUUCGAAUUUUCUGCUAGGAAGAGUGAUUCCAUGCCACCCUUUGAGGAGCUUCUCUUGGCUGAGAAAUGGGCCCGUCUGAACAAGCUGCCCUUCCCCAAGAUUGACCCCAAGGUGUUUGACCGAGAGGGCCUUAAGGAAUGCUACGUCUUUAAGCCUGAAGACGGCCAGAAGAACUGCCCCACCAUCAUCCACUUUGUGCUGGCCAAUAUUAACUUCAGGAACUUCAAAUCUCCAGGUCUGCCUCGAGAGAAUGGAAUGGAGAAGCAAUUUGCUGAUUUCAACAUAUUUGAUGACCCACAAAACACCUAUUCCACGUUUAACUUCUACUACUCCAAUGAAGCCUUUGCUCGUCUGCAUGACCUCAUGGAGUUCAACACUCUGAACAACAUUGAGGUGAUCAAAGAUGCCAUCAAGGACUGCAUUCUGUACAGGAGAGAGAACCCAUCAUUUUUCACCCUUGAUUAAGCUGGAAAACAGGCAGUUUCUGAGCUUGAACCUUGUGGGAAACCCUAACCCUAACAGACACAUGGUUGAGAUACUCAUGUCGAUGGUAUAAGAAUAAUUGAAUCAGCUUUGCUUCUACGUUUUUAUGAGAAAGUCUUAGAUUGUUUGGAAGAAGGAUGAAACUGGCUACGUUAAUGACCUCGGUGAUGGUGUCUCUCUUUCACCUGAUUGUCAUUUAUUCUUCCAUUUAGGUAUCUCUUUAAAUAACCAUUGUUUCCAUUCAUGAAAAUCAUUUGUAAAGUAAUUAAUUAAUAAUCGGUUAAAAAGUGACAGGCCUAAUAGGGACCCAAGGUGUAACGGUCUACAGUGCACGGUUUAUUGUCAUAAAAUCCUCUUACCAUAUGAAUUCAUAUUUCAUUAAGUUUGUUGAUUUCAAGUUUGUUCUUAAUCAUUUAUUUCCACAUCUUAAAUACAGUGUGAUGUUAUCUAAUAUAUGCUUGUCUUGUUUGAAUGAUGUUGAUGGUGGUAGAAAAAACACAAUGUGGCUGUUUAAAACAAUCCUUGGGUAUUUUAACUUUUAAUUAAAUGGCAGCUAAUGCUGUCCAGUCCGGUAUACAA
Molecule: messenger RNA, 3261 nt
Organism: Brienomyrus brachyistius
Lineage: Eukaryota; Metazoa; Chordata; Actinopteri; Osteoglossiformes; Mormyridae
Product: cytosolic phospholipase A2-like
Exons: 24
Coding region: 316-2664 (782 amino acids)
Biological process (GO): glycerophospholipid catabolic process
Cellular component (GO): cytosol; endoplasmic reticulum; Golgi apparatus
Molecular function (GO): calcium-dependent phospholipid binding; calcium ion binding
Source: RefSeq, a predicted model, not a curated record